AUGGCGAUAGUCGGUAAACAUUUUCUUAUAGUACUAGUAGCGAUCUUUUUUAUCGUGUUUCAGAGUGCAAGUGUAACACAAGGUGCGAGAGACGUUGUGAAAAAGAAAAAGGUUAGUGAUGAGGGACAACGGGUAGCAGUUAAAGAUGAACAAGGGGGAGUUGUGGCAAGAGGAUCACAAGAUGGUGGAUAUGGCGGAUAUGGUGGUGGUGGUGGUCAUGAUCAAGGUGGAGGAGACGAAGGUGGCCCUGGAAAAGGACCUGGUGGUGAAGGCGGUGAUCAUGAAGGUGGCGGACAAGAUGGACCAGGAAGAGAUCAUGGUGGCGAAGGGGGAAAAGGUGGUGACCAUGAUGAUGAUGGACCUGGACAAGAUCAUGGUGAUGAAGGUGGUGAUCAUGAAGGUGGUGGACAAGAUGGACCAGGAAGAGAUCAUGGUGAUGAAGGGGGAAAAGGCGAUGACCAUGAUGAUGAUGAACCUGGAGAAGAUCAUGGUGGUGAAGAUGGUGAUCAUGAAGGCAAAGGGGACGACGAUGAAGGACGUGGAAAAGAUCAUGGUGGAGAAGAUGGUGGUUAUGAUGAAGGACGUGGAAAAGAUCAUGGUGGCAGAUAUGGUGGAGGGGGAGGUUAUGAUUCGGGUGAUGGAUAUGGAGGGUACGGUGGACCAGGAAGAGGUAAAGGAUAUGGAGGGGGCUAUGACCCAUCAUAUCCGUAUUAUGGGGGUUAUUGGCCAGGUGGUGGAUAUUUUCCUGGUGGCGGAUUUUGGCCAGGUGGUGGAUGGCCAGGUAUCUGGGGUGGAUAUCCAUUUGGUGGUUGGGGAAGGAGGGGGUGGCCAUGGUGGAGUAAAAGGCCUGGUGGCGGCAACGGGAAGAAGAAUGGGAAACCGGGCAACUAG
Erigeron canadensis is the source of this 891-nucleotide messenger RNA. RefSeq names its product glycine-rich cell wall structural protein 1.0-like. The transcript has a single exon. NCBI's taxonomy places the organism in Eukaryota, Viridiplantae, Streptophyta, Magnoliopsida, Asterales, Asteraceae. The record is from RefSeq and is a predicted model, not a curated record. Bases 1 to 891 code for a protein of 296 amino acids.